Messenger RNA from Aspergillus viridinutans, 1713 nucleotides. Its product is annotated as MFS transporter. Gene Ontology annotation, biological process: transmembrane transport. Lineage: Eukaryota; Fungi; Ascomycota; Eurotiomycetes; Eurotiales; Aspergillaceae. The transcript is spliced from 2 exons. The record is from RefSeq and is a predicted model, not a curated record. Bases 1 to 1713 code for a protein of 570 amino acids. Gene Ontology annotation, molecular function: transmembrane transporter activity.
AUGAGAGAGCCCGAACAGAACUCGCUCAAUAGGCGUCAUUCAAACACGCAGCACUACCAAACCUUCGACACUCCUCCUCCAAAAUCGCGUGGAAGACCGAACUCAGGCCAAUCCGAAUCCUCAGGCGGCGACUGGAAUCAGCAACAACAUAGAUCCGGAAGCGAGGAUGAAUCACGAUCUCCCUUGCCGAAGAAGCAGAUGGCAGUGUUGGCGAUGAUCGCGCUUUGUGAGCAGACGGCGCUCAAUUCGAUCAGCCCUUAUUUGCCUGAUAUGGCGGCGUCGUUUCCCGGAGUUGAGCCACAGUCGGUGGGUAUCUAUGUCGGAACGAUCGCCUCGGCGUUUGCGAUAGCGCAGUUCAUAACCAACUACUUCUGGGGUUGGCUUUCUGAUCGCGUGGGACGGAAGCCGGUCAUAUUGCUUGGGACCAUCCUCACUGCAGUUUGCAUGGUAGCUUUUGGGUUCUGUAGGACAUUAUGGCAGGCCAUCCUGGUGCAGGCGUUGAUGGGCGCUGUCAAUGGCAACCAGGGAGUGGUGUCAACAUGCCUGGGGGAGAUUACCGACAGAAGCAACCAGUCGAAAGCUUUCACUUAUCUCCCUGUCCUCUACGGUAUCGGAGGUAUUACCGGACCUCUUAUUGGCGGCUUACUAGUCUUCCCGCGAAAUCCUUUGGAGAAGAACAAACCCAACCCAUAUCCUUAUGCUGGGCCGAACCUCGUGUGUGCGGGAAUUCUUGGGGUGGAUUUCAUUUUGACGAGCCUAUUUCUCGAAGAGAGCCUCGAGGAUGCGGAAGUUAUUCCUACAUUCAAACGCAGAAUUCGUGCAGUGUUUGUCUGGUUGUGGGAGUGGACUAGUCAUGCAAAGCGGGCAAGACAGGCGUACCCUCCCCAUGAAUAUCAUUCCGUGCAACAGCAUGCAUCUGAGCAAGAUCAUGAUAGCGAACUCGACUCCGCCUCGGAAGUGUCCAGUCAUCAAGGAGUCACACAUGAGUCCCUGCUCAAAAGCGAGAUCUGGAAUCGGGACACUGUUUUGCUUUUGCUGACGUAUCUCAUCUUCGCCCUGAGCAACGUGUCUUUCAACUCGCUUUUCCCUAUUUUUUCGAAUGCUCCACCUCCGACGGGACGAAGCCUUACUCCGAGCGAAAUUGGUCUCUCGCAAGGCUUUGCCGGGCUGGCCACUAUACUUUUCCAAGUCUGUGUCUUCGGCAGACUGCGAGAUAAGAUGGGCAACAGGUGGUCAUAUCGGGCAGGCCUCUUUGGCUUCGUGCUGUCGUUCAUGCUCAUGCCUUUUGUCGGAUACAAAGGAGACGAUUCUGACGGUCGGCUGACCAAAAAGACUGCUUUCAUGGCCAUUGAAUUGUGCUUCGUACUCUUGGUUAAGACGGUCGCUUCGGUUGGCGGUUUGACUAGUGCACUUUUACUGAUUACGAACUCUGCUCCGGAUCACACAGUCCUGGGAGCACUUAAUGGUCUUGCCCAAACUCUUGCCGCCGCUGGUCGAGCAGCCGGUCCGUUUCUAUCUGGUGGCCUUUUCUCCCUGGCCUCCCGCAUCCAACCAAAGGGAGAACUGCUGGCUUUUGGUGUCUUUGCUGCCGUUUCUUUUGUCGGUUUUGUCUUGAGUUUCGGCAUCAAGGGUCGCUCUUUGGAGGCGCAAGAUUGGGAAAGCGACGGCGACGAUAAUUAUAAAUCAGAUGAUGAGCGUCCCUCAACCCCGUGA